AUCAUACAUAAACUUCUAUAACAACUCAAAAUUUCUAGUUUUUGUGUAAUUAUCAUCAACUUCAUUUCCUAAGAAAAUGACAACGACCACAGAAAUGAGAGUGCACAUGUGCUGCCCUGGAUGUGAAAGCAAGAUCAAGAAAACACUAGAUAAAAUGAAAGGAGUGGACGGAGUUGAAAUAGACAUGGCAAUGCAAAAAGUGACAGUAAACGGAAUAGCAGACCAAAAGAAAGUAUUGAAAGCAGUAAGAAGAACAGGGAGAAGAGCAGAAUUAUGGCAAUUUCCAUACAACCCAGAGCUAAGGAGUUUCACUCAUCAAUACCCAACUCAAUGCCAAAGCAACGGGUCGAUUGGGUCAGGUUCAACAUCGGCAUGUGGUAGUACACAGGCUCAACCAGCCUCAUCUUACAACUACUUCAAGCAUGGUUAUGAUGGACAUGAAUACCAUGGCUAUAACCCUUCACUUUCUUCGUCGUUCGCGACUGGAAGAACCGGUGAUGCGUUUAGUGAUGAGAAUCCUAAUGGUUGUUUCAUAAUGUGAUACCAUGGAUAUUGACAAUUUGACAUAGUUCUAUAUGAUCGUAUACUAGCUACGUUCGUUUAUGUUGGUUACAUUUUUUUUUUCAUCUAGCUCUGUUUAGUAGAAAGUCGUUUUUCUUACACAAAUUUCACUUAUAACACCGUGUUUUUCUUUUUUUUUUGGAAAAUUUUGUCAAGAAUAAGUCAACGUUUUAAUUAACUUAAAAUAAGUUGACCUUCAAAAGUACAAGAUGAAGUCCGUGCAAUGCACGGUUUGUUUGAAUUUUUUAAAACAAAA
Messenger RNA from Chenopodium quinoa (quinoa), 817 nucleotides. Its product is annotated as heavy metal-associated isoprenylated plant protein 28-like. Lineage: Eukaryota; Viridiplantae; Streptophyta; Magnoliopsida; Caryophyllales; Amaranthaceae. Gene Ontology annotation, molecular function: metal ion binding. The transcript is spliced from 3 exons. The record is from RefSeq and is a predicted model, not a curated record. Bases 77 to 541 code for a protein of 154 amino acids.